CAGCAGCGCCAGCAGCAGCUGCAGCACCAGCAGCACCAGCAGCGGUGGCGGCAGCGGGUGGAGGGGAGGGGGCGCAGUCGCCAUGGGGCAUCACACGCGCGCUCACCAUGGGGCCUGUGCCGGGGCGCAGGCAGCGGUAUGCAGAGGGGGAGGAGGAGGGAGAGGAGUACGGGGUGCAGGAGAGAGGAGGUGAGAAUGGGGAUCUGGAGGAGGAGAGAGGGGAGGAGUUGGAAGGAGAUGAGUGUGGAGAGGAGGAGAGGGUAGCAGGCAGGGAGGGGGAGCAGGAGCAGGGCCAUGCGCGUGCAGGGAGGCCCGUGGGGCAUGGGCGUGGGCGCGGGUACAGCGUGGGGCACUUCCCGGUGCUGGAGGCGGUGCGGGACGCUGCCAUGGUGCGGGAGUACGUGCAGGGCGUGCUGGUCAACCAGGAACCACUCACCACCCACCGGUGGCACGUGCCGCGGGGCCGCGAGGGCAAGCGGGCGGGCGAGCUGAUCUACAAGGGCCACCGCAGCUACGACCUCAUGAGGACGCUGCAGCUCGGACUCAGGCACAGCGUGGGGCGCAUCACCCCGGACGCCCUGAGGGAUGUGCAGCAGGCCGACUUCUCCGACUCGUCUGCUGUGCGCUUCCCGCCGGCAGGGUCGCCCACCACGCCGCCGCACUCCAUGCAUGCCUUCAAGUGGCGCGACUACUGCCCCAACGCCUUCAGGGCGCUGCGAGCCAUGUUUGGCAUAGACCCGGGCGACUACAUGCUCUCUCUGUGCGGGGACGACGCGCUGAGGGAGCUGAGCAGCCCGGGCAAGUCGGGCAGCGUCUUCUUCCUCUCGCAGGACGACCGCUUCAUCAUCAAAACCAUGCGCCAUGCCGAGGUGCAGGUGCUUUUACGGAUGCUGCCUGCCUACUACCAGCACGUGCGGCGCCACCCACAUACUCUCCUCACCAAGUUCUUCGGGCUGCACGCCAUCAAGCUCUACCACACUGCCUCCUCGCACACCGCCGCGCUCGUCGCCGCCAAGGCGGGCGGCCGCGAGACGGGAUCGUCGCAGGGCCGCAGCACCGACAAAGUGGCGGUGGACGAGACCACGACUCUCAAGGACCUGGACCUGGACCUCGCGUUUCAUCUCCAUGAGGAUUGGAGGCCGCUCUUGUCGCACCUGCUGCUGGGCGUGCACUUCAAGGCCACCAGCCCGCCGCCCGCCCCCAUCGUCACCAUCGCCGACGCGCAGCUCGACGACCCGCGCUCCGCAUCCCUUCGCCACGACGCGCCCAACCCCACAAUAACACCCUCAGGGAAAGAGCAAGGGCCCGCUGACCCAUCACUUGAAGAGGACGGGCAAAGGAAGGCGAGAGAUGGGGAGGAAGGCGGCGUGGAGAGGGAUGGCCCAGGAGAGGUGGGAGAGGCGCAGCAGGCCCAGCCACCAGGGACUGACACAACUGCCUCAAGGAGGCUCAAUGCCCCGCCCCCCUUGCACCAGGUCCGCUGCUCGCACUCUCAGUCGUACCUCUAUUCUCCUUCUGAAGGCCGCCAUCUUUUCCAACUCUCACCCCCCUGGGUCUCACCCCCGUGGGUGAGUGACCGUCGAAAGCACAUUGGUUGAAAGCACACUGGUCGAAAGCACACCAGUCGAAAGCACACCAGUCGAAAGCACACUGGUCAAAAGCACACCGAUCGAAAGCGCACCGGUUGGAAGCACUCCGGUCGGCAUCACUCCGGUCAGAAGCACUCCGGUCGGAAGCACUCCGGUCGGCAGCACUCCGGUCGGACGCACUCCGGUCGGAGGCACUCCAGUCGGAAGCACUCCGGUAGGAAGCACUCCGGUCGGCAGCACUCCGGUCGGAAGCACUCGAUCGGCAGCACUCCGGUCGGCAGCACCCUGGUCCAAAGCACUCCGGUCGGCAGCACUCCGGUCGGCAGCACUCCGGCCGGAAGCAUUCCGGUCGGAGGCACUCCAGUCGGAAGCACUCCGGUAGGAAGCACUCCGGUCGGCAGCACUCUGGUCGAAAGCACUCCGGUCGGAAGCACUCCAAUCGGCAGCACUCCGGUCAGCAGCACUCUGGUCCGAAGCACUCCGGUCGGCAGCACUCCAGUCAG
Messenger RNA from Closterium sp. NIES-67, 2092 nucleotides. The record is from the annotation of a GenBank genome assembly. NCBI's taxonomy places the organism in Eukaryota, Viridiplantae, Streptophyta, Zygnematophyceae, Desmidiales, Closteriaceae.